GUGUCAGUUUCCCCUGACGUCAGCGGGCGGGCCGGCAGCCCUGCUGUUUACCGCCUCGCGGCCCGGCACAGUCCCCGGAGUUGGGAGCCCCGGGGCUGCGGCGGCCGCCCGCCCUUAAAGGGCCCGCGCCCCCAGGAAACGCGCCGCGCCGCGCGGCGUCGGGUCGCUGCCACUUAUCACGCUCCUCACCCUCAGACCCUCCUCCCUUCCCGGCCGCCCCCGCCGCCGGCUUCCGUCCCUCCCUCCCCUUUCCCCGGCGUCUCCAAGCUCCCAGCAACCAGCCGCCCCCUGGCUCUCCCGGCCCCCGCCGGCGGCCGCGGGGUCUCCGGCCGCGCUCUGCCCCUCGCGAGCUGGCCCGUACCCCACACCCUCCCCUCCCUCUCCCGCCGCCCCUGCUCGCCAGGCCCCCUAGGAGCGUCUCUGCGGCUCCGGGGAGGAGACGUUUCCUAAUCUCAGGCCGGGGUUAAAGUUCUGGUCCUGGUGAGAUGCUGGAAGCUGCGGCCGGAGCCGCAACCCGUCCCGGAGGUGUUCUGUCGCCUGUCACCGUCCCCACCACAACCGCUGCCGCCGCCACCGCCGCCUUGCCGGGGCCAUGUUCGCUCUGGGCUUGCCCUUCUUGGCGCUCUUGGUGGCCUCGGUCGAGAGCCAUCUGGGGGUUCUGGGGCCCAAGAACGUCUCGCAGAAAGACGCCGAGUUUGAGCGCACCUACGUGGAUGAGGUCAACAGCGAGCUGGUCAACAUCUACACCUUCAACCACACUGUGACCCGAAACCGGACAGAAGGCGUGCGUGUGUCUGUGAAUGUCCUGAACAAGCAGAAGGGGGCUCCUUUGCUGUUUGUGGUCCGCCAGAAGGAGGCUGUGGUGUCCUUCCAGGUGCCCCUAAUCCUGCGAGGGCUGUAUCAGCGGAAGUACCUCUACCAAAAGGUGGAGCGAACGCUGUGCCAGCCUCCCACCAAGAACGAGUCCGAGGUCCAGUUCUUCUACGUGGAUGUGUCCACCCUGUCACUAGUCAACACCACCUACCAGCUCCGGGUCAGCCGGAUGGACGACUUCGUGCUCAGGACUGGGGAGCAGUUUAGCUUCAAUACCACAGCAGCCCAGCCCCAGUACUUCAAGUAUGAGUUCCCGGAGGGAGUGGACUCGGUGAUUGUCAAGGUGACCUCCAACAAGGCCUUCCCCUGCUCAGUCAUCUCCAUCCAGGAUGUCCUGUGCCCUGUAUAUGAUCUAGACAACAACGUAGCCUUCAUCGGCAUGUACCAGACUAUGACCAAGAAGGCCGCCAUCACUGUGCAGUCCCUGAGGUUUGGGGCUCUGCAAUUUAUGUGA
This is a messenger RNA of Leptonychotes weddellii (Weddell seal), 1327 nucleotides long. Lineage: Eukaryota; Metazoa; Chordata; Mammalia; Carnivora; Phocidae. The record is from RefSeq and is a predicted model, not a curated record.